GCGUCGCAGUAGUUGCGCGUCCCGACAGCCUCAGUAUCACUAUCUGUACUCUUUAUAUACGACUGUCAGCAAAUAGUCCAUCUGCAUCAACAUGACUUCAAUUGGAACAGGUUACGACUUGUCCGCCAGCACAUAUUCUCCUGACGGUCGGAUAUUCCAGGUUGAGUAUGCUAAUAAAGCAGUGGAGAACUCUGGUACUGCCAUAGGACUGCGCGUCAAGGAUGGCGUUGUUUUUGCUGUGGAGAAAUUGGUUCACUCGAAACUCCUUGUACCUGGUGCCAAUCGACGCAUUCAGAGUGUGGACAGGCACAUCGGGCUAGCUACUGCAGGCCUCCUAGCAGAUGGGCGCAAUAUAUCGAAUAGGGCUCGUGCCGAAGCAAAUGAUUUUCGGGAACUUCACCGUUCUGGCAUACCACUUAAGGAAAUGACGAGUCGGAUAGGUCAAUACGUCCAAGUCUACACGUUGUACUCGUCCGUUCGUCCGUUCGGAAUCAGCACAAUCGUUGGAGGUGUUGACAAGGAUGGGCCAUCAUUGUAUAUAAUCGAGCCAAGUGGUGUUUACUUUGGGUAUCACGGUGCGGCGGUGGGCAAGGGUCGCCAGCUUGCAAAGACAGAACUGGAGAAGCUCAAGCUACAAGAGAUGUCGACACGAGAAGCUGUUCUCGAAGCCGCCAGAAUAAUAUACCUGGUACAUGACGAUGCUAAAGAGAAGGAAUUUGAGCUAGAGAUGUCAUGGAUUGGUGAUGAAACAAAUGGCUUGCAUUUAGCCGUUCCAAAAGAUUUGCUUGAUGAGGCGGAACAAAAGGCUAAGGAGGCACUGGAGACUUUCGAAUAAAGAUGUAGUUAUUCUAAUGCUUCCUCAUUCGGUCAGACAAAGACAAGGUAUCUAUACAAUUUGCUCGAGUUCUCGUGCAUAAGCUAGGGAAGCGGCUAUAAGCUUCUGUCUGGGUAUUUCUAUCUUGUCAUCGCCUUUUCGCGUAAAUGUAACAGUGCUCUCUACCAGGCUUACUUGCCAUCCAC
Molecule: messenger RNA, 1020 nt
Organism: Serpula lacrymans var. lacrymans S7.9
Lineage: Eukaryota; Fungi; Basidiomycota; Agaricomycetes; Boletales; Serpulaceae
Exons: 8
Coding region: 92-835 (247 amino acids)
Biological process (GO): ubiquitin-dependent protein catabolic process
Cellular component (GO): proteasome core complex; nucleus; proteasome core complex, alpha-subunit complex
Source: RefSeq, a predicted model, not a curated record